AUGUCCAGUAGCAUCACAGACCUCGAGUUCCAGACCUUCUACGUCGUAAUCAAGCUUCUCGACGCCGUCUAUCCAAAUGGCAAAUUGUACGUUUCCCACGGCUUGAGCACUGAAAGGGAUUCUUACCGGUAUCGUGCCGCUGUAGUAGAGUCAAAAAUAGAGUCUUCGGGUAGUGUCAAGAGACGACUACUCUCGCAGGUCGAAACAGCCAAAACUCGGAUUGGUGUUCUAGAAGCCGUGCGGAAGAGGCUUGAGGAAAUCGCGUCCUGGAGACUCGACGUGAUCAUAAGCGACAAGGAAAGAGAUGAUGUGGAAGAAAACGAACGGAAGAGGAAGAACUUGAUGGGUAUAGUCGCAGAGCUAGUCUCAAGGAAAGAAGGCAGGCCGUGCUCGAUUCGAGGUACGCUGCUCAACAGCAUCCAGAAAGACUUGUUUUCCCUCACCGUCGGUUCUACAUCGAUUCGAUGGAAGAUUCCGAUCGAUGAUCUUGUCCGCAAAUUCACGAACAUCUCGGCCAGCUCUUCGGAAGCCUCUACCGUCUAUAAUCCAGUACAGGUCCUGAAAUCGAUAUCUCUCGACGACCCAACGUUGGGCGGAAUUGAAGGCAUUGGCAAAAUUCCGCUCCCCAACAAUCUCAGGGCACAGAAGACUGCGAGUCGACUCGCCAAACAAGAACGCUGUCGUAGUGUCGAGAGUCAAGCGGAAGAAGAGCGGUUGCAGGUCAACGAUCCGGUCACUCUUCCGAAUCAACUGGAUGAGAUCAUUGGCCGCGUCUUGAAAGAUUUCAAGGUCAUCAUAGUGCUUGUGCUGUAG
This is a messenger RNA of Alternaria metachromatica, 813 nucleotides long. RefSeq lists its product as uncharacterized. The record is from RefSeq and is a predicted model, not a curated record. The transcript has 4 exons. Bases 1 to 813 code for a protein of 270 amino acids. NCBI's taxonomy places the organism in Eukaryota, Fungi, Ascomycota, Dothideomycetes, Pleosporales, Pleosporaceae.